AUGCAUUUUCCAGAGAGAAAGGAAUCUUUGGUGACGUAUCGACUGCUCCUGCUCCUGCUCCUGGUGUGUGGUUGGGAAUCGGUUUCUGGACAGCUCUCCUAUUCCGUUUCAGAGGAGGUAAACCCGGGGACAUUUGUGGGAAACAUCGCCAAGGAUUUAAGUCUGAAUGUGCCUGAGCUGGAAUCACAUGCAUUUCAGAUUGUCGCCGGUUCCGAAAAUAAAUAUUUCGAGGUGAAUUUAAAGACGGGAAUUUUGUAUGUGAAUGAGAGAAUCGACAGAGAGGAGCUUUGUCCAAGCGCAGUCAAAUGUGUGGUUAAUGUAGAAGCUGUUAUUAACAAUCCUCUAAGACUUUAUCGUGUAGAAGUUAAUAUUAUGGACGUUAAUGAUAAUGCUCCCUCUUUUCGAGUAAAACGGCAAUAUGUCAAUAUAACUGAAAACACGUUGCCAGGAGUGCGAUUUCCUUUACCCGGGGCCUAUGAUGCGGAUGUAGGGAAAAAUGCUAUAAACACGUAUAAGUUGAGUCCGAAUGAACACUUCUCUCUGGCGUUGCACAAAGGGGAGAGUGUAUCCGCUGGGUUGGUGCUGCAGAAAGCUCUAGACCGAGAGAAACAGCCUGAGAUUCAGCUCCUUCUGACUGCUGUAGACGGAGGAAAUCCACCGAGAUCUGGCACCAUGCAAAUUAUUGUAAAUGUGUUAGAUGUCAAUGACAACCCUCCAGUAUUCAGCAGUUCUUUGUAUAAAGUUAGUAUCUUUGAAAAUACGCCACCAGGGACAUCGAUAAUAACUCUAAAUGCCACAGAUUUAGAUGCAGACACAAAUGGUGAAAUCAUGUACUCCUUUAGUAAGCUUGAGCAAGGACAUACGUUUGAUAUUUUCACAAUCGAUUCCCAUACUGGAACAGUUACAGUGAACGGAGUGAUAGAUUUCGAACAAAAUAACGCGUUUGAAAUUCACACUGAAGCUAGCGAUCGAGCUCAGUCACCUUUGGUCGCUCACUCUAAACUGUUGAUUGAAGUGAUGGAUGUCAACGAUAACGCUCCUCAAAUAAAAGUGACGUCUCUCUUGAACAGAGUCAAAGAAGACACAAAACUGGGGACUGCGAUAGCUCUUGUUUCAGUUCUUGAUGUAGAUGGCGGUAAAAACGGAAUCGUGAAUUGUUACAUCCCGAAUGAAUUUCCUUUUAAAUUGGAAAGUAAUUAUAAGAACUACUAUUCGCUGGUAGUUGACGGGCCGUUGGACAGAGAGACCGCUUCUGAGUACAAUGUCACCAUCACAGCUACUGAUGAGGGGACUCCGCCUCUCUCCAGCACCAGCGUUAUCAGUGUGAGUAUUUCAGAUGUAAACGACAACGGACCUCGAUUUUCGGCGCCCUUGAAUAACGUGUAUGUGAAGGAAAAUAGCCCAGUGGGGUCUGUGAUCUACACUGCAUCUGCCUUUGAUCCUGAUUUAAACGAAAAUGCAAAAGUUUCCUAUUCUUUAUUGGAGACUUCGGUAAAAGGUGCCGCUCCGUCGUCCACUUUCAAAGUGAACUCUAUAAGUGGGGAAAUCUACAGCUUGCAGUCUUUUAACUACGAGGAGACGAAGUCAUUCCAGUUUCAAGUUCAGGCUACAGACUCUGGGGUUCCUCCACUUAGUAGCAGCGUUACUGUGAACAUUUUUAUCCUGGAUGAGAAUGACAACAGCCCUGUGGUUCUUCCACCUUAUUCUGGCCAGGGCUCCGUUAAUACUGAGAACAUUCCCUAUUCUGCUGAAGCGGGCUACUUUGUGGCCAAGAUCAGGGCUGUAGACGCAGACUCUGGUUACAAUGCGCUGCUUUCUUAUCACAUCACUGAACCCAAGGGAAGCAGCCUUUUCCGAAUCGGAAGCAGCACCGGGGAAAUAAGGACUAAGAGGCGAAUGAGUGACAAUGACUUGAAGACUCAUCCAUUGGUGGUUUUGAUAUCUGACCACGGAGAACCUUCCCUCUCAGCGACUGUGUCUAUUGACGUUGUAGUUGUUGAAAGCACAGAUGAAAUACAGACAUCCUUUAAUCAGUUGCCAAAAAAGGAGGACACAUUUUCGGAUUUAAAUCUGUAUUUGCUGAUCGCCAUUAUCUCGAUUUCAAUUAUAUUGCUAUUCAGUAUUAUUAUUUCAAUUGCUGUGAAAUGCCACAGGACUGAUAGUGGGUUGAGCAAGUACAGCGCUCCAGUGAUCACCACACACCCUGACGGGAGCUGGUCUUACUCCAAAUCUACUCAGCAGUAUGACGUGUGUUUUAGCUCAGACACACUGAAGAGUGACGUUGUGGUUUUCCCUACGCCGUUUCCGCCUGCUGAUGCGGAGCUGAUCAGCAUUAAUGGAGCGGAUACUUUUAAACGGAACCAAACUCUACCCAACAGCGAGAAGGUAAGAAUCAAUUUUCACAAGAAGCUGAACUUGAAAUAG
Messenger RNA from Conger conger (European conger), 2424 nucleotides. RefSeq names its product protocadherin alpha-8-like. The record is from RefSeq and is a predicted model, not a curated record. Lineage: Eukaryota; Metazoa; Chordata; Actinopteri; Anguilliformes; Congridae. The transcript is spliced from 2 exons. Gene Ontology annotation, cellular component: plasma membrane. Gene Ontology annotation, biological process: homophilic cell-cell adhesion. Gene Ontology annotation, molecular function: calcium ion binding. Bases 1 to 2424 code for a protein of 807 amino acids.